GACGCCCACGACCCCCGUCUUCCCACCGCAGAUCCUCCUUCCUGCCACCAGCCAGCGAACACCAUGUCCGGCCAGCACACGCUCCCCGACCUCCCGUAUCCCUACGACGCGCUUGAGCCGUACAUCUCGCGCCAGAUCAUGGAGCUCCACCACAAGAAGCACCACCAGACGUACGUGAACGCGCUCAACGCGGCCGAGCAGGCAUAUGCCAAGACGAGCUCCCCGCGCGAACGCAUCGCGCUCCAGUCCGCGCUCAAGUUUAACGGCGGUGGGCACAUCAAUCACUCGCUUUUCUGGAAGAAUCUCGCGCCCUCGGCGUCCGAGAAGAAGGGCAACGGCGGCGUCCUCAAAGACGGUCCCUUCAAGACCGCGCUGCUCGAAACGUUCGGCACCUUUGACAAGUUCAAGAAGGAGUUCAACACCUUGACCGCGAGCAUCCAGGGCUCUGGCUGGGGCUGGCUCGGCCUGAACCCGCAGACCAAGCGCCUUGAGCUGACCACCACGGCGAACCAGGAUCCUCUCCUUACCCACAUCCCCAUCAUUGGUGUCGAUAUCUGGGAGCACGCCUUCUACCUCCAGUACCUCAAUGUCAAGGUCGACUACCUCAACGCUAUCUGGAAUGUCAUCAACUUUGACGAGGCUGAGGAGCGCUACCUCGCAGCCCUGAGCGGCAACGUCAAGCUCUAAGUUAUUCGUGAUGACGACCGAUCUGUGAUGUGCCGUCGGGAAGAGAGCGCCGAAAAGACAGAAUGAAGCGAAAACUCAAUUGUACUAUGAAAACUGCUAUGUACCGAUUCAUUCGCAAUG
Messenger RNA from Laetiporus sulphureus 93-53, 807 nucleotides. Its product is annotated as manganese superoxide dismutase. Gene Ontology annotation, molecular function: superoxide dismutase activity; metal ion binding. Gene Ontology annotation, cellular component: mitochondrion. The record is from RefSeq and is a predicted model, not a curated record. Gene Ontology annotation, biological process: superoxide metabolic process. The transcript has 4 exons. The coding region runs from base 64 to 687 and encodes 207 amino acids. Lineage: Eukaryota; Fungi; Basidiomycota; Agaricomycetes; Polyporales; Laetiporaceae.